Molecule: messenger RNA, 4307 nt
Organism: Diceros bicornis minor
Lineage: Eukaryota; Metazoa; Chordata; Mammalia; Perissodactyla; Rhinocerotidae
Product: deleted in malignant brain tumors 1 protein-like
Cellular component (GO): membrane
Source: RefSeq, a predicted model, not a curated record
AUGGCAACCACUUACUGGGAGACACAGACGCCAACAGGUUUGGCCUUGAGGCUGGUGAACGGAGGGGGCCGGUGUCAGGGCCGGGUGGAAGUCCUGUACCGGGGCUCGUGGGGCACCGUGUGUGAUGACAACUGGGACACCAAUGACGCCAAUGUGGUGUGUAGGCAGCUCGACUGUGGCCCAGCUCUGUCAGCUCCAGGAAGUGCCCGCUUCGGUCAAGGCUCAGGGCCUAUUCUCCUAGACGACGUGGGCUGCUCAGGACACGAGUCCUACCUGUGGAGCUGCCCCCACAACGGCUGGCUCUCGCACAACUGCGGCCACGGGGAAGACGCCAGCGUCAUCUGCUCAGGUUUGCCUCUGAGGCUGGUGAAUGGAGGUGACUGCUGUCAGGGCCAGGUGGAGGUCCUGUACCAAGGCUACUGGGGCACCGUGUGUGAUGACAGCUGGGACGCCCACGACGCAGAUGUUGUCUGUCGGCAGCUCGGCUGUGGCCAUUCAGUGUUGGCCCUGGGCGGGGCCUGCUUUGGUCACGGCUCAGGGAACAUUCUCUUGGGUACAGUGUACUGUUCGGCAUGGGAGCCCUACCUGUACUGUCCCCACAGCGGGUGGUACAACCAUGAGUGUGGCCACAGGAAAGAUGCCAGAAUCCUGUGUUCAGGGACUGAAUUGGGUUUGGCCCUGAGGCUGGUGAAUGGAGAGGGCCGGUGUCAGGGCCGGGUGGAGGUCCUGUACCGGGGCUCGUGGGGCACCGUGUGUGACGACGGCUGGGACACCCAUGACGCCAACGUGGUGUGCAGGCAGCUGGGCUGUGGCCCAGCUCUGUCAGCGCCAGGAAGUGCCCGCUUUGGUCAGGGCUCAGGGCCUAUUGUCCUGGACGACGUGGGCUGCUCGGGACACGAGUCCUACCUGUGGAGCUGCCCCCACAACGGCUGGCUCUCGCACAACUGCGGCCACGGGGAAGACGCCAGCGUCAUCUGCUCAGUUCCCCCAUCAGGUCUUCUCAGCACACCUGGUCAGUGGAACCCCCAGGCUACCACCGACGACAGGGCUUUCCACCGUGUCAAUGCCGGUUUGCCUCUGAGGCUGGUGAAUGGAGGUGACCGCUGUCAGGGCCGGGUGGAUGUCCUGUACCAAGGCUACUGGGGCACCAUGUGUGAUGACAGCUGGGACGCAGACGUCAUCUUGUGGCAGCUGGGCUGUGGCCAUUCAGCGUUGGCCCUUGGCGGGGCCCGCUUUGGUCAGGGCUCAGGGAACGUUCUCUUGGGCCCAGUGUACUGCCCUGGGUGGGAGGCCUACCUCAACUGCCCUCACAGCAAGUGGUACCACCAUGAAUGUGGCCACAGGGAAGACACCGGCAACCUGUGUUCAGGUUCUUUGAUUUCCACGGAGGCACCCCUGACAACUGCAGUGGAAGCAGCCGACUCAGAGAACAGGAGUCCAGGCUCCGGCGUGAACCGGGGAGGGCGAGAAGAGCAGUGGGGAAGGGGGCCGCCGGGCUGUGGGCAGUGGCGGGUCGCUGAAGCCCGGAAUGCUGAUGAGCCAGCGAGGCCGCUGGGGCUGGAGCUCCAUCCCCAGCAGGGUCUCGGGGGCGCCCCAUUAGUCUCGGACUCCCUGCCCCUGGGCCGCCGGAAUGGGCUCUUCCCCCAGAACUGCUGGGACCCCUCCUUGCUGUUGCCACGCAGGGGAGUUGAGGCGGUGGCCGUGGCGGCCUGUCCCGGGCGUGCCAAGGGGCCGUCCUAUUCCGGAGAGGAGAAAGCCCCCAGGCCCAGCCAGGCAGGCAGGCACUGGCGGUGGGAUAGAGGGCGGAGCUCCCGGAGGACCCGCAGGUUCGCGGCGCUGGGGGGCGGUGUGCGCGCAGCGGGCGCGCCAGCAGCCUCAGCUCGGCGUGAGCCCCUGCGCCUCUUCCACCUCGGAGACCAGCUGGGGCCCCUGCGCGCUUUGGGUCCGACUUUCCUUCUCUUUCUCACAGACGUGCGGGCCCGGUCCACACUCCUGCCGUCCGCCUGGCCCAACACGAGCCCAGGUGUGGCGUCGGCGACAGAUUGGCGGCACCCAUUCCCUACAACCACUGAGGGACCGUCUUCAAAUUGUGGUGGCUUCUUAUUCAGUGCCAGUGGGACAAUUUCCAGCCCAUCCUACCCUGGAUAUUACCCGAACAAUGUUAAGUGUGUCUGGGAGAUAGAAGUGAAUUCUGGCUACCGCAUAAACCUGGGCUUCAACCACCUGCAGUUGGAGUUACACAGUAGCUGCAAUUAUGAUUAUGUUGAAAUCUUUGAUGGGUCACUGAACAGCAAUAAUUUGCUGGGGAAAAUCUGUAAUGGCACCAGGCAAAUAUUCACAUCUUCUUACAACAGAAUAAUUGUUCGAUUCCGAAGUGAUGCCAGUGUCCAAAACACCGGCUUUUCUGCUUGGUAUAACUCCUUUCCAGGAGAUGCCAGUUUGAGAUUAGUCAAUUUCAACUCCUCCUUUGGUGCAUGUGCCGGGCGUGUGGAAAUUUACCACGGUGGCAACUGGGGGACAGUUUGUGAUGAUUCCUGGGACAUUCAGGAUGCCCAGGUGGUCUGCAGACAGCUGGGCUGUGGAUAUGCAGUAUCAGCCCUGGGAAACGCCUAUUUUGGCCAUGGCUCUGGCCCCAUCACCCUGGACGAUGUGGUGUGCUCAGGAACGGAAUCUACUCUCUGGCAGUGCCGGAACCGGGGCUGGUUCUCCCAUAAUUGUGCCCACCGUGAAGAUGCUGGAGUCAUUUGCUCAGGAAACUACACAACAACCUCUGCUCCUGUUUACAUCACCCGUCCAACCACAAAUUAUUCCUGCGGAGGCUUCCUGUCCCAACCUUCAGGGCACCUCUCCAGCCCAUUCUAUCCUGGGAGCUAUCCAAACAACGCCAAAUGUGUGUGGGACAUCGAAGUCCAAAACACCUACCGCGUGACUGUUGUCUUCAGAGAUGUCCAGCUUGAAGGAGGCUGUAACUACGACUACAUCGAGGUGUUCGAUGGUCCCCACCACAGUUCCCCUCUUAUCGCACGCGUCUGUGAUGGGUCAAGGGGCUCUUUCACCUCGUCGUCAAACUUCAUGUCUAUUCGCUUCAUCAGCAAUGGCAGUGUCACAAGGAGAGGCUUCCAGGCCGACUUCUACUCUAGUCCUUCCAAUGACAGCACCAAGCUGCUUUGUCGGUCGAAUCACAUGCAAGCCAGCGCGAGCAGAAGCUACCUCCAAUCCCUGGGCUAUUCUGCCGGGGACCUUGUCAUUCUCAGCUGGAACGGGAGCUACCAGUGUCGGCCCCAGAUAACGUUGAGCCAGGUGACAUUCACAAUUCCCUACUCAGGCUGCGGCACCCUCGAGCAGGUAGAUAAUGAUACCAUCACCUAUUCCAACGUCCUCAAAGCAGCAGUUUCAAGGGGCAUCAUCAAGAGAAACAAGGACCUCCACAUUCACGUCAGCUGCAGAAUGCUCGAGAACACCUGGGUUGACACAAUGUACAUUGCUAAUGACACCAUCGAGGUCGAGGAAGUCCAGUAUGGCAAUUUUGACGUGAACAUUUCCCUUUACACAUCCUCUUCAUUCUUGUAUCCCGUGACCAGCAGCCCAUACUAUGUGGACCUGAACCAGAAUUUGUACCUUCAGGCUGAAAUCCUCCAUUCUGACGCCUCCCUGGACUUAUUUGUGGACACCUGUGUGGCGUCGCCAUAUUCCAAUGACUUUACGUCUCUGACUUAUGAUCUAAUCCGGAGCGGGUGUGUGAAGGAUGAAACCUACCAAUCCUACGCUCCGCCGUCGCCCCGCAUCGCCCGCUUCAAAUUCAGUUCCUUCCACUUUGUGAACCGCUUCCCCUCCGUGUACCUGAAGUGUAAGAUGGUGGUGUGCAAGGCGUACGACUCCUCUUCCCGCUGCCACAGAGGCUGUGUGGUGAGGGCCAAGAGGGAUGUGGGCUCCUACCAGGAGAAGGUGGACGUCGUCCUCGGGCCCAUCCGACUACAGGGCCCGCACACCAAGGAGAGGAGCCUGGCCCUGCCGGCUGACGUGGAGGAGCAGGCCAGCACGCAGGGGAGCUACCACAGCGCUGCCGUCUCUGCUGGGGUCUUCCUGGUCGUGGUCCUGGUUGUGGCAGCCUUCACCCUGGGGAGGAACACCCGUGCCGCCAGUUACCAGCCUCUGAGCUCUAAGAUGUGAAGCCAGGAGGACGCACACAGCGCUCAGACAUCGACCCCGUGUGCUUCGGGACCCGUGAGGGAGGAAGAGAUGCGUGCCCAGAGCUUGGCACCCAGCUGCACCUCCACUCUGUUCACUCUGGCCCAGGCACACAGUGG